This is a messenger RNA of Megalopta genalis, 2404 nucleotides long. The record is from RefSeq and is a predicted model, not a curated record. Lineage: Eukaryota; Metazoa; Arthropoda; Insecta; Hymenoptera; Halictidae.
CUUUCGUCAUUUGAUAGUUCGCACUUGUACCAGUAGGUUGGUACCGAUACCGUGCCUUUCGGAGGCCGAUACAAAUAAGUAUCGCUUAUUUUUACUAUCGGCAAUAAGAGUCAUGCGCAGCACCAUUUCCGAUCAAUAAUACUAACCGUUUACAAGACAUAUCAAAGAACUUCAAAUGUCAUUUAAGAAAAGGGGCGUUAUCGUGUAGUACACGUAUAUUUAUGUUGUAUCGUACGGACGGCUAUGCGACCAAGAAAUCCUAUAUAUUAAAACCUGAUUCUUCGAACGCAACGUUCUCGAAGUUCGUCCACCUCGGAGUUGGUUGUAGUCAAAGCAAUAAGGAGUGCCCUCUGUCAAGAUGAUAGGGGGGUUGUUUGUAUACAAUCACAAGGGUGAGGUGCUCAUCUCCAGAGUCUAUCGGGAUGACAUUGGUCGGAAUGCAGUGGACGCAUUUCGUGUCAAUGUUAUCCAUGCUAGGCAACAAGUACGCUCACCGGUUACAAACAUUGCAAGAACAUCCUUCUUUCACAUAAAACGUGCCAACAUCUGGUUGGCAGCUGUUACCAAACAGAAUGUUAAUGCAGCUAUGGUAUUCGAGUUCUUGUUGAAGAUCAUCGAUGUUAUGCAGUCGUACUUUGGCAAGAUCUCCGAAGAGAACAUUAAGAACAACUUUGUGCUGAUUUAUGAGCUGUUAGAUGAGAUCUUGGACUUUGGAUAUCCACAGAAUUGUGACACAGGAGUGCUAAAGACAUUCAUCACUCAACAAGGUGUCAAGUCAGGGACGAAGGAGGAGCAAGCACAAAUAACUUCUCAAGUAACUGGUCAGAUUGGGUGGAGAAGAGAGGGAAUUAAGUACAGGCGCAACGAGCUAUUCUUGGAUGUCCUGGAAUCUGUGAAUCUCCUAAUGAGCCCUCAGGGCCAAGUGCUUAGCGCGCAUGUUGCUGGGAAGGUUGUGAUGAAGUCUUAUCUCUCUGGAAUGCCAGAAUGCAAGUUUGGAAUCAAUGAUAAGAUUGUUAUGGAAGCUAAGGGUAUGAAGGGUGGAAGUGGUCUGGGAGGAGGUGGAGAUGACCCUGCAGGUAGCAGGUCUGGGAAACCUGUUGUUGUUAUCGAUGACUGCCAAUUCCAUCAAUGCGUAAAGCUUAGUAAAUUUGAGACAGAACAUGCCAUUAGUUUCAUUCCACCCGAUGGUGAAUUCGAGUUAAUGAGAUACCGUACAACUAAGGAUAUAUCAUUGCCAUUCCGUGUCAUUCCAUUGGUACGUGAGGUGGGACGCACAAAGAUGGAGGUGAAGGCAGUGCUGAAAUCGAAUUUUAAGCCGUCUCUGCUGGGUCAGAAGAUAGAAGUGCGUGUACCAACGCCUCUAAACACCGCGGGUGUGCAAUUGAUCUGUUUGAAAGGGAAGGCAAAGUACAAAGCGUCCGAGAACGCGAUUGUGUGGAAGAUCAAGCGAAUGCCUGGCAUGAAGGAGACCCAGUUGUCCGCGGAGAUCGAUCUGCUGGAAACCGACACGAAAAAGAAAUGGACACGGCCACCGAUAUCCAUGACAUUCGAGGUACCGUUCGCACCAUCUGGGUUCAAAGUACGCUACUUGAAAGUGUUCGAGUCCAAGUUGAAUUAUUCCGACCACGACGUUAUCAAGUGGGUGAGAUAUAUAGGCAAGAGCGGCCUGUACGAGACGCGAUGUUAAUGGCGUCCCAUCCCAAUCAAUUGUAAAUGAGUAAUCUCAAUGCAUAAAUACGACUUUUUUAAACAAAUAUUGUUUCUUUCCCGGCGCAUACAUCGAGCAGAACUCUGAAAUACUCAGAUCGAACGACUUUGAAAUGGGAGAUCGAGAUACCAAGAGGAAAAUAAAAAAAGAAAAAAGAAAGUCUUUCUGUGCCAAUAUUUUUUUGUCAAUCGAGUUUUUUUUGUAAGGUAUAUUUUUAGCGUGUACAUUCUAUUUAGGAGUAUUCUCUUUUUUUGUACAUUUUAUUCCAAUCGAAUUUUAGUAAGAAUUGUUUUGUUUCUUAUGGUAAUUAACGAAAGAUAAUUUCGUAGAUCGAUUUAGAUUUUAAUCCGAAGUGUGCACGUUGUCUAUAUAUGAGCAGUAUAUAUUUAAUAAUUAUGUAUCUCUAAGUUGAUAGCAUUGUUCAUUCCUUUUUACGAGACGUGAAAGAAACAUGGCUACCAAAAGCCUCUUUGGUAUCGAAGUAUAUAUAUAUACAUAUAAUAUAUCGAAAGAAUUGCUAGCAACGUUGAACAUCAGUGGUUAAUUGUAAAAUGCGCUGAAUAAUCAUUAGAUCAUUGAAACCGUUUGUUGUCAGCUAUGAAACCGAAUAGAGAAUACCUUGACUCAUUGUAAUGAAAGAAUUUUGUCUCUCUAUAUGAAGAUUCAUAUGCAUAAUAAAGUAUAUAUGUAAUUUAA